ACUGAAUCUUUCAAUAUUUACUAUCAGUCGGUAUUUUGGCCUUACGCGAUGAUGCCUGACAAAGAGAGACCUUUUCUAUGCAGUUACAGAGCUCUGUUUUUAAUAAUUACUAUUCUUUUACUGAAUUAUUUCCCUUGUACUGGUGCACAAAGCGGAGCAGUCUAUUUCCCGGGCCCGGGAAAUGUCGGUAUCACAGGGGAAACAUGUUGCUGCAAGAAUGGCGCAUGUGGUUAUGCUUAUUACGGCCUGCGCUAUGGGACUGCACAACGUUUUUAUCAUGCAACCGUAAAUUCUGAUUUCGCCUAUUUGAAAAACGCAACCAGACCGCAACUGGGUAUGGUUUGUCCACAAAAUGCUACACUGCCUGUGCAAGGAAUGGGCGGAAAAAUCAUGUCGGAAGAUUGCCUGUUCUUGGACAUUUACGUUCCACCGGUUACUACAGCGAAUUCGACUUCCGGUUCUUCUUCUAGGCAACCAUUACCCGUACUUAUAUAUAUUCAUGGCGGAGAGCUACAAGGUUUCUUACGUACUUCCCCCAAAUACCAACAAGGGAACUAUGGGCUGGGAGACUGUAAGUUAGCCAUUACAUGGGUUUCAUCGCAAAUUCAUCUUUUUGGUGGUAACGCAAGCGCCAUGACCGUGAUGGGAGAGGGCGCCGGAGCGGCUUUAUUGUCAACACUGCUGUUGACCUCACGACCGUCACCGCCGUCGGCAGGUCACGGAAUGGCUGGUUUCCUCUAAAUCUCCUCAAAUUAUGUGCAACAUCAAACAAGUUUUAUGUGAACAGCUUUAUUUCGCUCGGCGAUUAUGCUCGGGGGCAGUGUGCUGAGUGAUUCUCUGUACCGACCAGACCCGGAACAUGACACUUUUGAGCUGGCCAGACGAACGGGCCACAGCGUGAACAGUCAGACUUCAGUUGCCUAUGUGGCCUACCAGAUGUUCCGUUAUAAAAAAUUCUCGGAAAUUAUCAGAUAUGCCGUCUGGAAUGUCAGCGAACCGACAGUACCGUACGGUCUUGUAAUCGACAAGAGCUUCCUAAUCGACACUCCGUUCACAGCUCCGCUUCGCGGUCAACCGUCUGGUUAUAUUCUCACCGGUUAUUCCCGGAAAAACGUGGAAUCACUGCUGAAAUAUGCACGACCCGAAUUAUUUGAUCAAAAAACACCCCUGAAACUGGAGAGACUGCGGGAUCUCGUUGCCCGGUGGUCUGCUGUGGAGACAAAAGGCGGUUUAGCUAACUGUACAACGUACACUAGUGAUGCUGCUCAAGGGCCUAUGCAGCGCUACACCAUUCGGAAUCCUCAAGAUCGCAAUGAUACGCUUAGCAAGUUACUGCAGCUAAUUACGGAUUCGCGGUAUGCCUAUCCUUCGGUGAGGGAAGCAUUGAGGAUCAAUUCAAGAAACGCUCAACUAUUUCGGAUCGACUAUGAUCAUGAACUGGAUGGAUUCGGAUCAUAUUCUCCCAAUGUCAUGCAGCUAUCCAGCCCAAUUUUUGGGAGUUCCACUGCUAUGGAAUUUUCUCCAGAAUACGUUGAAGGUUUGCGUGACAUGUUGCGGCAGGUGGUUCACAACGGGCAAAUGAAAGGUUCGUCUUAUCAGGUAAAUGGUGAGUACCUGCAAAUGAAUCAGACUGGACACUGGAACAGUAUCACAGACGGGAAACCUCGGGAGGUUUUCCAGUUCUGGGACAGCAGAGCCCAGCAUGCGGAGCCGUGCGUUAAAAUUAACAGCUGUUCGUUGAUAAGAGUUUUGAAUACUUCGAUCCUUGGUUUAACCAAAUAUAUGGUUAGUGUUUUGUUAGCCAUAAAGCUAUUAAAAUGA
Messenger RNA from Paramacrobiotus metropolitanus, 1821 nucleotides. RefSeq lists its product as uncharacterized. The record is from RefSeq and is a predicted model, not a curated record. Bases 808 to 1821 code for a protein of 337 amino acids. The transcript has 8 exons. Lineage: Eukaryota; Metazoa; Tardigrada; Eutardigrada; Parachela; Macrobiotidae.